UUUCAUCUCUUCACCAAAGAACAACCACCUUCCAAAAAUGUACCUCUUCGGCGUGUUUUUACUUCUGGUCGGCACACACGUCUGCUUUAUAGAUGCGAAUUUCGGAAGCAGCGAGGGAAACGACUAUACUUAUGGAACCCAGGCGACGUCGGAUACCCUCAUCGCCAGUGAGACCAUUUCGAAAAGCAAGCAGUUGAUGGGAACCACCACGAAGACGUAUACUCUGACGCAGUCUGGAACGGCCAAGACCAUAACGUACAUCAAAAUCACGGAUCUGAUGAGAAAGCGCGGUGCUACCGCCGAAAUUACCUCCGGCGGAGUGGGUUCCACCACGGUCACGAUCAAAUUUACUUCAGCCCGGAUGGCUGGCAUCAGGUCCCAGGUGGUGAUCUACGGAUCCUCAUAGUUAUGUACGAGCUAUAGCCCGUACACAAGUAGCUGUCCUAAAAUUAAUCAAUGCAAAUUGGGUUCAUAUAAUUUAAUAUGCUCAUUCACUUCACAUUCAUAAAAUAAAGUAUUUUAAAUCCUAA
Messenger RNA from Drosophila biarmipes, 530 nucleotides. RefSeq lists its product as uncharacterized. The record is from RefSeq and is a predicted model, not a curated record. Bases 38 to 406 code for a protein of 122 amino acids. Lineage: Eukaryota; Metazoa; Arthropoda; Insecta; Diptera; Drosophilidae. The transcript has a single exon.